Molecule: messenger RNA, 2942 nt
Organism: Sander lucioperca (pikeperch)
Lineage: Eukaryota; Metazoa; Chordata; Actinopteri; Perciformes; Percidae
Product: mycbp associated protein
Exons: 19
Coding region: 284-2812 (842 amino acids)
Source: RefSeq, a predicted model, not a curated record
UUUGGACUUGGGCCAGGUCCAAAUUUCUUUUUAACUGUCUCUUGCUCUUGAUAACCUUUAUUUUUUCCUCGCUCCUGUUCCUUUUCUUGAUUUUCAGCAACGUUAUACGCUCAUGCCUCAUUUAGUCUUUUUGUUGUUGUUCCAUUUCUCUCUCCGUGGUGGUGUCUUUCGUUGCCAUGGUUACCACUUGACGCUGAAGUACAGCGCUAGCUUGAUUAGCACUGCUAGCCACGAUUAGUUGUUCGUGACAAUUGCUUUUACUGUAGCUAGUUAGCUAGACCAAAUGAACCGCAGGGAGACACCGAAGGAGUUAAGACCUCUAAGUCACUCAGAGAACAAGAAGCUAAGAACAUCAGAAGAGUUGGACAUCUUGGGUGAUGACCAGUCCAGGAGCUCUACUCUUUCAGGCAGUGAUAUCCAGGCUCUGGCCAUUCACCCACAGGACCUCAAUAAACUUCAUACACCAAAGCCACCCAAGAGCCGUCAACAACCAGUGCUCUUGGCUUGUGUGCGUAAAACACGUCCAGCUGAUGAAGUUAGAAAUGCUGUGCAAGGGCCGGUGGCUCAUCCAGUGAAUCUGGACCCUGGCUCUCAAAAGCUGGACUACACAGGACCGGAAGGGCUUCGGUUUGAUGAACAGGGAAGAGUUCUACCACACAGCAUCCUGGGUAGUUUAGAGGAUUUCAGAAGUUAUCUGGAGGCCAAAGGGGAGACAGAGUUGGUGAAGCGAAUACCAAAAUCCCAGAGAUAUGCUCCAUCUGAGGCCCCAGAGAGGCAUCACUCUGAGCCUGUGGAGAAUGGGCAUGGCCACAAAAACAUCCAGAGUAAUGCCCUGCGGCAUUGGUAUACACAUAUGACGCAGCGCAGACAACAGCAGGACUUCUUAUCUGACUUGCUCUACCGGCCAGUCGAAAACUUGCUGAUGAACCAAGCUAACCGUUUCAGAGAAACUCAGGAGCAGAGGGAAUUUCUAAACCAAGUCAUGCCACUCAUCCACUCUGGAUAUGGUUACCGUGUGGGAAGUGAGUUUUGGAGUCUCCCCCAGCGUUAUGGAGAUGAAAUGAGUGGCAUCACAGCCACUCUGACUCAGACAGAGCAGGGCAGACGGGAGCCUGUCACACAUGUAGGACAACCAGGCAGCAUACUCCAGGAAUCAGGAAUAACUUGUACUGAGACUCUGCGUCCAGCCUCUCGGACUUGGGACCAGAGCGCAUAUCUGCAGCACCAGUGCCAGGAGCUCAGGGAGGUUCUACGAGACGUGGACAUGAAAAAGCCGGAUAUCAAUGCACUGGAGGUUAUUGGCUCUGGCAAGCCAUUUACUUUUGUCACAGUGUGUCGUAGUCCCUUACUGGAGAAGGAGGAAGAAGAGACAGAGUCCAUGAAGAUAAAGAAGGAGAACCUUGAUCCGCUGGCACAGUAUGAUGAUGUUCGGUCAGAUGCUCUGCUCAUUCCUGCCUUGAGGUUCUGUGGUCAACUUGCUAGCUGGACUGGAAACUCCACCACUAACCAGGGAGAAGUAGGAAUCGGUGCCACAAUAAUCUUUGAGGCUCCAACUGGAGAAAGAGCCUCUUCCCACCUGGAGCUGCACAAUGAAGGCAGCACAGCUAUCUUCUACAGCUGGCAGCAGCUUCCCGUGCCACACAGCUUUCCUAACCUGCGAUCACGAACAAAGAAGCUGCACUUCUACUUCAACUCCUCCUCUGGUGUGAUCCGUCCAGGUGACACCCAGCGGGUGGAGUUCAUAUUUAAGUCAGAGGAGCCAGGCAUCAAUACUGAACGAUGGCAGCUCGACACCCACCCUGUGCUGCUGCAAGGAGCCUCCAUGCAGGUCACAUUAAGGGGAGUGGCUCUGUACCAGGACAAAACCGCAGACCAGAGGCUUUUCAUAGAGACAAAGCUGGAAAAGAUAGUGAAGGUAAAAAUGUGUCUGUCGAUUGUGUACGAGGUGCUGCUGGGGGUCCGCACACCAGAGAGACCCAGCUCUCCUGCAGAACUUUACGUCACUGAAGAGCAAGAGUUUUUAAGCAAAAACCCCAAGUUGCAGUACCUUCAUGAGCCAGUGGAGGACCUAAAGAGAUUGUGGCAAGAAGUGCAUCCAGGAAGCACCUGGGACCUCUCUGUCGAUACACUCCGACAGGUUGUGCUGUCUCUGCCUGAGCAAGAAGCAGCUCAGGAAAAGAGCCUGGCCCAGCUCAACUCCCUGUUUCUGCAGCUUUCUGAGCCUUCUCAACUGAAACAUAACCAGCUAACAGCAGCAGCUAUAGGGCAGCAGCUGUGGAGGAAACUGCUGGACACUAUGGCUGGUGAGGCCAUGUGGCUCAGAAACCUGCUGGGCCUUCCAGAGAGAGACACAUGGAUCGAUAAAAAGGAGGAAUCCCCCAUCUUGGAAGCUGAUAUAGCUGAUAACAAAGAUGAGAAGAGUGAGAAAAAGGGAGGAGCAGCUGCUAAAGAGGAGAGGAGUGGGGCAAGGUCCAAAAUUAAAGAUGACAACAAAGGGGAGUCCAAGUCAGCAACUACUGAAAAAUCAGUGGAGGACAGCAAAAAGAAGGGGAAAAAAAAGGAGGAAGCGGUGAAACGCACAAAAGAAAAGCAAGGAAAGGAAUCGGCCCCACUGACUGAUACCCCUCCAGACAGCGUCAGUCAACAACCUCCUGAUGACCAAAAUGUAGAGGCGGAGGUGAUGGACAUUUACAGGAGGCUCCUGCACAAAAAGGUGUAUGCUCUGAUGGAAGACCUAGUGGACAACCUGUGUGACCUGAUGGAUGAUCUUAAUGAAGGAGAUGAACAGGACAAACACACUACUAACAUGUGAGAGGCAGGCACAGGAGCCCACUGAACAUAUUCAACCAAAUGUGAUAUAACAUGUCACAUAUUCUGAAACUGUGUUUCUACCUUCAUUUGUUGUGAAAAUUAAUAAACUUUUUGGUGUUCUGGCACAGCAG